This is a messenger RNA of Brienomyrus brachyistius, 3633 nucleotides long. RefSeq names its product polymeric immunoglobulin receptor-like. The transcript has 11 exons. The record is from RefSeq and is a predicted model, not a curated record. Bases 2170 to 2973 code for a protein of 267 amino acids. NCBI's taxonomy places the organism in Eukaryota, Metazoa, Chordata, Actinopteri, Osteoglossiformes, Mormyridae.
ACUGGCAGACAUCAGGAAACCCCAUCUUUGUAGCCUUCCUGUGCUUAUCUGUGACUCUGGUACCUGAACCACACUGGUGUCAGACCUGAGGAUGAAGGUGACAGAGCUCAGCAGGGAGCAGCAUGACGUGGGACACGGCCGAUCGCAGUGAAGACCCCCCUAAAGCUGCCCCGGUACAGUGGGUAAUGGCCCCUGGAACCCUCCCAAGUACCGGUCCGGCUGGUGGCACGGCCCAAUCACUGUUCCCCCAAGAUGGGGGGCACCUGGUGAUGCCACUGGAAGAGGAGGUACUGCAAGCUCUAUUAAGCAGAGCCCCACCCCUACAGCUGAUCUGCACCCAUCGUGCGCAUGGCCAUGUGGGGGGGGGAGGGGCAGCUGACAGUUACGCUGACAGGACAAUCGGUGGUACAAGAGGUCUGACUAGCCAGCACUGCUGACCCCUGUGUUAUCAGGCUGGACUUACUAGUACAGCUAGGGGCCACCAUCUGCUUUGGGUACAGAUGUGGGGGUCCUCCAGUAUGAGAGCAGUGGCCAGCAGCGGCCAGGGAUAGCGAUGGGGGAAGAGAGGAGGAGAGCCGUCCACCCAGUGGUGGAAAAGAUCUGCCCACAGCUCCUGAGGGAAAGUCUCCACCAGCCACAUGACUGCAACUCCAGUCCAGACUGUGCUGAACGGCAGCACCACAGCAGGACCGUCUCCAUAGACAGUGCAGGCUAUGCAGCAACUGUGGCAGUACAGCAAUCAGCCCUGUUCAUCCAUCUGCAUCUGCACCAACUGCUUCUGGUGUAACUACAAGUGUCUGAGCAGCAGAUCCAAGAAAUGGCAGACAGGAGUCAUCAAGCCUUCCCACAGUCCAUAAGCGGCACAGGCAGACCUUGUCACCAACAAGGACGGGUCAUGUUGCUUUUGCUUCAACUAUCAACCAUUGAAUGAGGUGACAAGGAGGGACUCCUAUGUGCUUCCAUGCAUCACUGGGUCAACAUGGUUCAGCUCCUUAGACCUCCGGAGUGGCUACUGGCAGGUCGAACUGUCCCCAGUAAACCACCCUAAGACCGUGUUCACCAUCGUUCACAGGCUAUGACACUUCUGGUCAGUUUCAUUCAGCCCCUGUAACAGCCUGGUCACCUUCGAGAGGCUAAUGGAGGCUAAUGUUCCAGCUCACCUGGACCUAAUGCGUCAUCAACACUGAUGAUCUGCUGCUCCACGCCGCUGAUUUUGCCCGGACAUUGCAGAAGUUAAAGAAGUUUUUGCAGGGACCCUCUGUGCAGGGUUGUAGCUGAACCCCCAGAAGUGCUCCCUUCUCCAGUGCAUGAUGCUCUUCCAGGUCCAUAUCAUCAGAGGGAGAGCAUGGACACCGACCCGCAGAAGAUGACAGCUGUGUGAGACUGGCCCCCUGCACAGAUUGUAGCAGAGCUGCACAGCUUCCUGGGGGAACAUAUAGCCUACAGACAGACACCAUUAUGAACUCAGUUCCCCGUCAAGUGAUUAACUGGGGCCCAGCAAAAGGCCCGAAGGGGGCGCUACACCUGUGCUCUCUCAUGCUGAGGUCAGUGCACAGAGCCGUCGGGGCCGGGCAGUACGGCGUAAAGAAGAUGCUGAGGAAGCUGUGGCAGCGCUUCACCUGGCCGGCUGCCAGCAGGACGCCCAGAUGUUCCUGCAUUGCUGUGCUGCAUGUGCGGCUCAGAGGGGUCCUAGCUGGCAGUGCCGGUCUGCCCUCCUGCUGUACCUAAGGGAGCAUGUGGGGGUCGAUGUCCUGGGCCCCUUUCCCCACACUGAGGCUGGGAAUCACUACAUACUUGUGGUCAUGGACUACUUCACAAAGUGGGCUGAGGGUCUCAUGGUUCCAGAGCAGAGUGUGACCUGACCACCAUGGCAGAAAACAGCUCUAGGAGCUUUGGGGCUUCAGAGCAGCUGUACAGUGUCCAGGGGAGAAGCUUCAAGGUGCUGCUGUUCUGUGAGGUGUGUCCAGACUGAACACGGUGUCUGUACAGAGAGGAGGAUCUGUCACCAUCCCAUGUUUCUAUGACAACAUAUAUAAAAAACAUGAGAAAUACUGGUGCAAUGGGAGUGACUGGAGUUCAUGUACUCCCAUAGUACGUACUGACUCUACACAGAUAAGUGGUGAAGUGUCAAUCAGAGAUGAUCCUGACCAGCGAGUCUUCAAUGUGACCAUGAACAAUCUGACAGCUGGGGACUCUGGUACCUACUGGUGUGGUGUGGAGAUCAGCAGAGGUUCAGCUGUGGGAAGACGGGUUUACCUGUCAGUCACUGAAGGUGUGUCCACACUGAACACGGUGUCUGUACAGAGAGGAGGAUCUGUCACCAUCCCAUGUUUCUAUGACAACAUGUAUCAACAACAUGAGAAAUACUGGUGCAAUGGGAGUGACUGGAGUUCAUGUACUCCCAUAGUACACAGUAAAUCCUCAAAUAUAAGUAGUGAAGUGUCAAUCAGAGAUGAUCCUGACCAGCGAGUCUUCAAUGUGACCAUGAACAAUCUGACAGCUGGGGACUCUGGUUCCUACUGGUGUGGUGUGGAGAUCAGCGGAGGUGCAGCUGUGGGAUCACGGGUUUCCCUGUCAGUCACUGAGGAUGAUGAAGAAGGAGGGAAUAAUGAAAAACAGAGCUUGUUUCUGUAUGUAGGACUGGGCUCAUUGGUGCUGCUGUUGAUCAUCAUCAUCAUCACAUGGAAAGUGUGGGACAAACACAAGAAAAAAAGGGCCAUGAACCAAAAUGCAGGAAGUACAGAAUUAACAUUGAACCCAGACCAUGAAUACGCCAUCAUAGACAGAACUGGCGUCACCAAGGGAGACCCAGCAGAGCAGGCCUCUGUGGAGCCUGGUGCUGAUGUCACCUACAGCUCCAUUCUCCUGCCAGAUCCACAGCAGGUGUCCUCUAGAUGUUCUUCACAUCGCCCUGCUGUAACCCCAGCCAGCGAUGUGGUCUACAGCUCAGUCACCCUGAAGCACAGAGAGUAGGGGGCAGCAACACAGAGAGGCUCCUCUACCUGUGGGGAGCUGCUGCUCUGGAUGAGGGCUGUGAGGGAGACACAGAUACUGCAGUGAUCAUCACCAGACAGGAGCAUCUUACAGUGAUGUGAGCUGUAUUUAAAUAGCAUGCAGCUCUCUCACAUUAUAGUAUGAUCAAUGUUUGCCUCACUUGUACGUUGCUUUGGACAAGAUGGAAUAAAUGUAAAUGUAAGGUAUUAUCUUGGUCUGUGAAUUGUCACUUUUCAUUCAUAUAAAUGGAAAAAAUAUCAUCAGCUAUCCUGUUUGUUUAGUAUAAAAUAAAAUGUUUGCUAUUUCAAUAUGCAUCAUUUUCAGGGUAUUUGCCAGUGUCUGUUUGUCUCUUGUACUGUUGAGCAUUUAGUGAGGUCUAAGGGCUCCGGCUUUAAUUUUAUGCUCUUCUUGCGCACUUCACUGCCCCCUGCUGGAGCAGCUUUGCUAUUUCGCUGCCUCCCUGCUCUCCUCUGACUGUGGAAUUAGAAGCUGACCUGUUACCAUCAUAUCACAUUUGAGGAUAAAAGCUUUAGCUUUAGGUUUCCACAGAAUGUUAGGCUUUUGCUUAUUGAUAAAUUGAGUAUUAUUAUAUAGUAAAAUGCAGACCACAGACUGUGUGGCUCAUCAUACAUACUGUUA